ACAAGCGAACACAUACACAUAAACGCAAAUUGUAAACGAAAACAAACGCGAAUAUAAAUUUUCAUUGCAAUGGUAAAAAAUGAACCGAAUUUUGUUGUUGAGCGCAUCGUAGACAAGCGCAUCACUUCUGAUGGUAAAGUAGAAUACUUUAUUAAAUGGCGUGGCUAUCCAUCCGGCGAUAAUACCUGGGAGCCAGAGGAAAACUGCGAUUGCCCCGCACUCAUACAAAAGUUUGAGGAGUCGCGAGCGAAAUCCAAGAAGCGCGGCGAAAAGAAACCAAAAUGUGAGGAAAUACAGAAGCCGCGCGGAUAUGAACGUGGUUUGGAACUGGCAGAGAUUAUGGGAGCUACAGAUGUAACUGGUGAAAUCAAAUAUCUCGUCAGAUGGCAAUUUUGUGAUGAGUUCGAUCUGGUGUCAAGCAGCCAGGUAACCGAGAAAAAUCCAGAAAUGCUCAUCGAAUACUAUCAGAAGAUGGCUCCUUACACCGGCUACAUAAAUAAACGUAUGCAAGGCGUGCCCGAAGAGCUACGUGCGACAGCGGCGCAAACAGGCUAUGCUGUCAGCAGUGCUCCUUCGGAUGCAGUGGAGCCAACCAUAUGUAAUGUGGAUUCCGAGCAGCUGCCGCAGAUGGAACCAAAGCAGAUACCUAUUGAUGUGCCCGUUCAGCAAGAGACUGCGCCAGAUACCGAAAUGGACAAUGUUGGUGUUUCCUAUUCCAUACCCGUACCGGGUGUGGGUAACAUUGCCAUUGAUGUCCCAAUGGUCGACAAUUGAUACAA
Drosophila navojoa is the source of this 779-nucleotide messenger RNA. RefSeq names its product Heterochromatin Protein 1c (gene HP1c). Lineage: Eukaryota; Metazoa; Arthropoda; Insecta; Diptera; Drosophilidae. The record is from RefSeq and is a predicted model, not a curated record. Gene Ontology annotation, cellular component: nucleus.